This is a messenger RNA of Penicillium pulvis, 1107 nucleotides long. Its product is annotated as DXO/RAI1 family decapping nuclease. The record is from RefSeq and is a predicted model, not a curated record. The transcript has 9 exons. Gene Ontology annotation, molecular function: mRNA 5'-diphosphatase activity. Gene Ontology annotation, biological process: NAD-cap decapping; nuclear-transcribed mRNA catabolic process. The coding region runs from base 1 to 1107 and encodes 368 amino acids. Lineage: Eukaryota; Fungi; Ascomycota; Eurotiomycetes; Eurotiales; Aspergillaceae. Gene Ontology annotation, cellular component: nucleus; cytosol.
AUGAGCCAAUCCACAUUUGACAUCCAGCCAGUGAACCGCUUCGUCGGUUCAAAUACUACUAUUCGACGACCGAAAGAAAUCACUUGUUUCUCCUAUGACAAUGAGCGUCGGUUCUCAUUAGGGGAAUCAUCCCUGUCGUACUACUAUCCGCCUAGUCUACCAGCUGAUCUGAAUCUUGGAUUUAACACCUUCCAAAAGCUCAAUGAUGCUGGUGAUGAGCAUCUAGAUGCCUUACUAGAUACGAUCACUGCCCUAGAGAAGGAUGCACAAAAGAAAUGCGAGGCUGACAUCGUCACUUGGCGUGGAAUGAUGACCAAGAUCUUGGCGGCUCCCUACGAUAUGAUGAAUGGCUUCGAGAUGAAUGCGACAUGCUUUCAGGGUACAAUCUUCAUCGAAGAGAACAACGCGUACAAGAAUGAACAGAAAGAAAUUCAGAAAAAUCAAAGAAUGCCACCGGGCAUGGCAUCACAGGAAAUGAUGAUGUAUUGGGGUUAUAAAUUCGAGGUCUUGUCUGUUCUUCCCAAGCCAUGGGAUCCCAUGACCCGUGCAGAAAUUGAAGCACGGCCAAAUCAAGUUGUCAAUAACAGUGCGCAGUAUUGUUCGGUGGUCAAAACCGGAAUUGGCAACACACGCAUGAUCCUUGGGGGUGAAGUCGAUGCCGUAUGGGACUGCAAACCAGAGAGGGAGGAGGAUCCUAUCCACUGGGUCGAGCUGAAGACAUCGGCCGAGAUUCGCAACGACCGCGAUAUGCUCAAAUACGAGCGAAAGUUGUUGAAAUUUUGGGCACAAUCCUUCUUGCUCGGUGUACCUACAAUCAUCGUCGGCUUUCGAGAUCAGCACGGCAUCGUGCAUCGUUUGGAAGAGCUCGAUACAGCCAGUAUUCCUGGCAAGGUUAAGAAAAUCGGGAGAGGUUCCUGGGAUGGGAACAUCUGUAUCAACUUUGCUGCUGCAUUCUUGGACUGGCUCAAGCAGACUAUUCAGCAGGAUGGAGUUUGGAAGAUUCGGAAACGGGAGAAGUCCCCGGUCAUUGAGGUGAUCAAGGUUGAAGAGUCAGGGCAUGGCGGCAUACUUUCACCAGCAUUCACAGAAUGGCGAUCGACCAUGUAA